Molecule: messenger RNA, 1132 nt
Organism: Musa acuminata subsp. malaccensis (wild Malaysian banana)
Lineage: Eukaryota; Viridiplantae; Streptophyta; Magnoliopsida; Zingiberales; Musaceae
Product: kinetochore protein SPC24 homolog
Biological process (GO): regulation of chromosome segregation
Source: RefSeq, a predicted model, not a curated record
AUGCGGAUGAAGGCCCGAAGACAUAUUGGAUUCUAUCCGCCCGAAGACAUAUUGGAUUCGGGUCUUACCCGCAUCCUCUUCAUCCGCAACCCCGCCUCUUCUUUGCCUCCGACCUUACUAGGGCAGGGGGAGCCUCUCCAGUCCCCGCGGCGGAGGGUAGUGACGGAUGCGGCGAACGGCAGGCAGCCUUCUCUGGUGCCAAAUUUAGGCAAAGUUCUUGUGUUUGGAUGGCGAAUCUUGGUAAAAGAGUAGACAUUGAGAAUCUUCUUUCGCUUGGAGACGAUCUGCUUGGGGUUCUGAAGAAUAAGAAGGAUGUCGAUGGCCUGAUGCAGUCUUUGGAAGGGGCGAAGCUGCUUCACUUCUCAUGUAGUUCUGAUUCCAAUAACACUGGGAAAUGGAUAGAAGACUGCCAGAACAAGAUACAAGCAUGUGAAGAGAAGAUUGACAGGUCAAAAGAUGAAACAUCCUAUGAUUCUGAACUGGAUCAUCUUCAACAUGAAUUGGAUGAGAAAUUGCAAGAGGAACAUAUGCUACAGAAAGAACUAAGAGCAGUUCAGGAUGAACUCAUUGAUUUAGAGCAUCAGAGAGUUUCUAUUGAAGAUCGAAGAGUGAUGAUCAAGAAAACAGAAAAAGAUCUGAUAAGGGCACGAAAUUGUCUUUCCAUGUGUGCAUCAGUGACGAACAUCAUCCCAGAUUUUGAAGAUUGGACCAGAAUUUCUGGCAUGGUCAUAGAUAGGAAUAAGAAGAAAGUUGAGAAGUUUGAGUUUGAAAGGACAGAAUCGCCUCUUAAUGUUUGCAACAAACUGUGGAAGAUGGCUUAGCUGUCGCAUGAGUUGCUGUUUGUUCUACCUGUCAUACUCAUCAUUCUUCAGGUGCACCUGCUUCAUAUUUCUCGGGUGAAUGACAAAACCAUGUAUAGCAAAAAUCAACAAUUUGCUGCUCUGUGCAAGUCUUUUGAGGAUUGAGUUAUUUCUUUAGAGGCUUAGUAGUAGUAGUAGUUUCUGAAUGUUAUUAUCCUAAGCACCAGAAUAUAUGCUAUGUGGUACAAUCUCAUGAUUUCUCAUGUAAUAUAAGCACAACAGGCUUAUGUAUAUUUUUUCCUUUGGAAUUAUCUCUCCAGUAUUCUUCUUUA